Molecule: messenger RNA, 844 nt
Organism: Caenorhabditis angaria
Lineage: Eukaryota; Metazoa; Nematoda; Chromadorea; Rhabditida; Rhabditidae
Source: the annotation of a GenBank genome assembly
AUGGGUAAAUCGAUUCAAGCAGAAAUCCGGAAAUUAAUCGAAGCAUGCGAACCGUAUGAAGAAUAUCGAAAAAGUUUCCGAAUGGUUUAUUGGAAUCUUUUGGUUGUUUGUGGAAUGGAGAAUUCGCCGCCAUUGUCAAAUAUUAUGGAUUGGGAUAUUGGACAUUUCAGAUUGAAAUCGAAAAAUGAACAAAAAUCAAUGGUUUUGUUGCACGAGUUGGAAGCAAUGUCGGUUGGAUAUUGGCAGAAAUGCAGAAAUGUGGUAAGUAUUUAUAAUGGCAUGAACGAUAUAGUGUAGAUCACAAACUUCUGCACAGAUAUCCUUGAAUAUAUCUCCCUAAACUUAUAUUUGUUUUUUCCAGAUGGGUGAAGAGCAAAUGAUCAAAGAGAUCAAACCAAUCCUGGAAUUUGCCGCCAAAACCGAACUCGAUGCUCAACAACAAAACAAGAAAUCGUUGCAAAUCUUCCAAGACUUCUUCCACAAUGGUUACGAAAAAAUGCGAACUGAUAUGGAAGAUAUUGGCAAGAAAACAUCAGAUCUCGAAGAUCUUUUCGCAACUGAUCCGAAAAAGAAAGUCACUUUUGAAAAGAGUUUGGCCAAAUUCAAACAAAUCUCCGAAAAGAUUUAUAAAACAGUCAAUCCAAUCGAGCAAGUUCAAGCCGAACAUAUUUCGACUAUCAAAAUUAUUUUUCGAAAUAUCGAAAAUUUGAAUGAUGCUUUGACAGUUUGUUAUAAUUCUUUGGAAGGAAUUGGAAAGAAGAAAUAUGGACACGAUCAAGGAAAAAUGGCAAGAGUUUCGAAAGAAGAAAAAAAGAAAGCUGCACUUGCUGCAUCCGAUGUUUGA